CGCGGGACCUGCAGCGCUACCCAGCAUAAAGGGCGCGGCGCCGCCGUGGCGGAGCGGCCCGGCCCAUCGGCGCCUGGCGCUCGGUUGCCUGGCGGUGCUGCCAAGCGCGGGGCAUGGCGGCAGCCGGCGCUGCGGCCAGCGCGGGGGAUGAGGCGGCCGGAGCGGGCUUGGUAGUCAACUGCUCAGGUCAAGGAUUGCAAAAACUGGGUCCAACCUUGCCCUGUGAUGCUGAUACUCAGACUCUGAUUCUGGACAAAAAUCAGUUAAUUAAAUUGGAACACUUGGAGAAAUGCAGGAAUCUGAUGCAGCUCUCUGUAGCCAACAACCGUUUGGUGCGAAUGAUGGGUGUAGCAAAACUGACCAAGCUCCGAGUGCUCAACUUGCCUCAUAAUAGUAUUGGGUAUGUGGAAGGACUGAAGGAUUUGGUGCACCUGGAAUGGCUGAAUUUGGCAGGAAAUAACCUUAAGGUCAUUGAACAAAUAAAUUCCUGUCUGUCUCUUCAGCAUCUUGAUCUGUCAGACAAUAACAUAGCUCAAUUAGGCGAUCUCUCCAAGCUUACCUCACUGAAGACUCUGUUACUACAUGGAAAUAUUAUAACUUCACUUCGCACUGCCCCUGUUUGCCUACCUCAGAGUUUGACUGUUUUAUCUUUGGCAGAAAAUGAAAUCAGAGACUUAAAUGAGGUUUGUUUCCUGGCCCCUUUUCGCCAGUUGGAACAGCUGUCCAUUAUGAACAAUCCUUGUGUGAUGGCCACACCUUCUGUCCCUGGCUUUGACUACAGGCCUUAUAUUGUCAGCUGGUGUCUGAACCUUAAAGUUCUUGAUGGAUAUGUGAUUUCUCAGAAGGAAAGUUUGAAAGCAGAAUGGCUCUACAGUCAAGGGAAAGGAAGGUCCUAUCGACCUGGGCAGCAUGUUCAGCUGGUUCAAUACUUGGCUACUGUUUGUCCUCUCAUAUCUGCUUGUGGACUCCAGACUGAAGAGGAUGCCAAACUGGAAAAAAUACUGAGUAAGCAAAGGCUCCACCAGAGGCAGUUGAUGCAUGAAAACCAAAGUGAGGAACCACCUACAUCUACUCCCAGCAAAACAGUGCCCCUUGCUCAUGAGCACAGUGGCCUGGCCCAGCCAUCACAGAUGGUUCUUGAAAAGGAACCUGUCAUCCAGAGGAAUUCUUGGGUUGGACCAAGUGCAAACAAUGAUCAUUCCUGUGCAGUAAAGAACACUUUUCUUCAUGAAAGAAGCUUUCCCAAGGAGCUACACCUUGAAGAUGUACAGACAGAUGAAGACAAACUAAACAGCAGCCUUUUAUCCUCAGAGUCUACUUUCAUGCCAGUUGCUUCAGGAUUGUCUCCAGUGUCUCCUGCUUCAGACCUGAAGCCACAUGGAAUCACUUUGGGCCUAGAAAAUGAUAACAAAGUAGUGAUUGAAUGUGUGAGAGAUGUUAAUAGUAGGAUAACAACUAACAAGCAAGAAGCUUUGUCUAUUACAGGAGAGCACCCUAAUAGAGCAGCAGGAGGUGUGGAAACAGGAGAGAAUAUCAAAGAGGUCCUACAGGUGCCUGCACCUGAUGCAGUAACAGUUGGCCUGGCUGCAAAGACUGGCAGCUCUUUAGGGGCCUCUGAAGGCCAAGUUUUGCACAGUCAUCCCAGCACCUCGUUAGGGGCUGAAACAGGAGUAAAAACUCUUUGUCCUGACCAGAUGCCAGAAGAAAGGUCUGGUUCACUGGCUGUGCAAGGUGCAGGACCUGCUGAUCAAGGUGCAGCUGAACUGCAGAGGAUGACUGAAGCAGCUACCAAGCUUCAAGCUUCCUGGAGAGGAUUUUACACGAGGAACCAUCAUCCUCAAGCCAAGGAAGUGAGGAAUGAAAUUCGACUGAACAGAAUGCAGGAGCACAUCAUUUACUUAACAGCUGAAGUAGAAAAACUAAGAAAAGAAAGAGAGGAAGAUAAAAUGCAGAGGCUUGUACAGGAGGAAGCUGUCAAAUUUCUUUGGAACCAGGUUAAAUCCCUUCAACAAUGGCAGCUUUCAGUGAUGCAGAAUUUAGGUGGUGCUGGGAUCCAUUCAGCCAGUAUUUUAUGUUCAUCCAAAACACCUGUUCAGUCAUCCACACUGGAGCAAGAAACCCCACCAGCUGUUAGUUCUGCUUUGUUAGUUCCAGCUAGUGAGGAUGAUCUUCAGGACAAGUCUUUGUUGCAGUUCCCAGAUUCUGGCUUUCAUUCUGCUGCAGCUGAUCAGACUCAUGCCAGUGACCUGUGUAGCUCUGAAAAGAGCUUAGCUGAAGGAACUGAGAGCUCCCUUUCAAUGGAAACCAUCAAACAAUGUGGCAGUUUUGUUUUAGCAUGUUGUUCUGAAGUAGAGGAUGGCCCUGGGGAGUGUGGGCAAAGUAAAGAGAACUCUAGUAAUGAGCAGGACAACGGACUGAUACAACAGUAUUUAAAAUCUGUUCAGCAGCUGGAAGAGGCUGAAGACACAGAUUGCAAUGAGGAAAUGGAGAGCAGCUGUCUACAAAUUGCUGUGUCUGCAGAAAGCCAAGAUUCUUCCUCUGACACUGUCUCUUUAGAGCUCCCUCAAGACACAUCUUCCCCUGUCCGAGGUGAAAUCUGCCAGACAUCGCCAGAAAGCUACAAACUGAAUUCAGAAAUAGUAGAAAGGAAGCAAACAGACCAUGAUUCUUCAUUUCAGAUGCUGCAUGUUGGGAUAGCUGUAUAAUAGGAUCAUUUCCACAAAGGACUAGGGAUUCCAUUUCACUUUCUUUUUCUUGUUUAUACAAAACUUUUAUUUUUUAUGUGUGCUGUUUCAGAUUUUGACUCAUUCAUAAAGUUUAUGUUGUAAUUACUGUUUUAUUGAUGUUGCUGAGGAUUGAUGCUAAUUAUGCUAACCUGAAAUCAGCAAAGUUCUCAGUGACAAUCAUUAUGCACUUUAUUUUCAAACAUAAAACUGGUAUUCUAAUAACUGGCCUCCAUUAAAUUACUUCUGAAGAUUGGUGGGGGGGUGGAUGGUUGUGAUGGUAAUAGUUGCUGUAAAUUCACUUUGGUGGAUGUGUUAGUAUGUAUUUGUUUGGGUUUUUUCCUGCAAAGAAAGAUUGAGUUCUUAUUUUGAAAAGAGAAGCAAACAAUAUGGGACUAAAUGGAGUCAAUAUAGGCAGGAUACAGCCUGCUGAGAAAGAUGAAAAGUUGCUUUUCAGACUUCUUUUGAUUUUAAUAAGAGUAAUGUGGUCUGUGUAUCAAAGAUGCAUUCCAGAAAACCAGUGUCCGAGUCAGUGACUUUUUUGUAAAUAACUUGAAGUUGUUGUUGAGGAAUUAGAUCAUUUACAUACACACUGAAACAAGGACUUACAGGAGAGAAACCUCAGGGAGCUUCAAACAAACAAGCCUUGACUUUUGUUUGCCCUGGGGUUGAAUUUCCCUGCCUUCUCAGGUAAGACUCAAAAUGGAACCAGUAGCAGCCAGGACUAAAUAAGAAUUUCAGAAGGGCAUGUGAUUUGGGACCAUCAUUUCCAGGACUGCCCUCCUGGGUUACCACAGCACACUUGGUGGCAUGUGUUUUGCACCACAAGGAUACUAAUGUCCUUGUGGGAUUUGGAUUUCAAUGGCUUUCAAGACAUUAGUGAGUUCAAUUACUUCUAUCUACAUGUAUAAGUACUAAAAGCAAAUGCCAUGACUUAAAAAUAUUUCCUGAUAUUUCUGUUGGGUUUUUAGGUUUUUCUUGGUUGGUUUUUGUUUUUUUUUGGUUUUUUUUCCCCCUAGAUGUCUAGUAUUUGACAUUUUUAAUUAGAUGUGGAUAAAAAGUUGUAUUUCUUCCCUGUUAGCAAAUAUGCUGAGAUACCUAAGCUAUGCUUUCCACUUAAACACUGGGAAAGCAGCAGGGUUUGUAUCUUACCUAGCUAUUGCUAUGCUAGGUGUUUUAAUGGAAAAUGAUCAGGUAUCUUAGUACACUUCAACAGUGACAAGGGAAAUCUGUUUUGCCGUGUGAUUUGUGAUGGACACUAGUGAAAUAAAAGUUGAUGUUGUGAUUUACAGGGGUCAGUUGCAUUUGCUGAUGCUGCAUUUUGCAACAUGUACUGGAAGGCCAGUGCUGCAGUAGUUUGCUAAUGUUUACUUCUCAAUUACAAAGACACAUGCUUAUUGUAAUUCUCUGGAUCCACAGGUUAACUUCUGGUGCUAUGGUGUCACUAAAACCAGCUAGCACUCUUUUAAAAUUACUCUUAUGGCCAUGUUGCCAUGUGAAAUUAUUUAGUUUUUGUGAAAGCUUUGGUUGCAUGUCUGCUUUAGGUUCCAAGCUGAAAUUUACCACUACUUGGGAGUUGGUAUUAGGUCAGUAUCUGCUUGAGGCCUCAAAAUAUCCUGUAUUUAGAACAUAAAUGGUGUAUUGAACUUGUACCAGCCAUAUUCCCACUGGUGAAGUUUAUCUUGGAAGAAUAAAGCUUGCCUCUAUGUGUAGAGUAGCCAUCAUCUCUUUUUUUCCCCCCAAAAAAGAUCUAGGGCACCAACUUCCCCAAACAGCUGUCACUGUAGUCAGGCUGACCUUUGACUGUGCAUAUAUGGGAGCAUUAAAGAAAACCCAAAACAACUGAAGUGGUAGGUUCUUAAUGUGCUGUCUUCCUAAGUGAAUGUAGUCACAGCAUGUUUGUAGCAUGACCAUAAUAAUAAUUAGAGCACAGUUGUGCUUGGGUAUUGAAAAUGUACAAGUGC
Molecule: messenger RNA, 4687 nt
Organism: Oenanthe melanoleuca
Lineage: Eukaryota; Metazoa; Chordata; Aves; Passeriformes; Muscicapidae
Gene: CEP97
Product: centrosomal protein 97
Exons: 11
Coding region: 114-2705 (863 amino acids)
Molecular function (GO): protein binding
Source: RefSeq, a predicted model, not a curated record